Lutzomyia longipalpis is the source of this 1719-nucleotide messenger RNA. Its product is annotated as SOX domain-containing protein dichaete. Gene Ontology annotation, molecular function: DNA-binding transcription factor activity, RNA polymerase II-specific; RNA polymerase II cis-regulatory region sequence-specific DNA binding. NCBI's taxonomy places the organism in Eukaryota, Metazoa, Arthropoda, Insecta, Diptera, Psychodidae. Gene Ontology annotation, biological process: anatomical structure morphogenesis; positive regulation of transcription by RNA polymerase II; cell differentiation. The coding region runs from base 269 to 1189 and encodes 306 amino acids. The transcript has a single exon. The record is from RefSeq and is a predicted model, not a curated record.
AGACAAGACCCAUUCACGCCAUAACAAUCGACCUCAAUCAUCCAACAUCCCUCCAGAUUGCGGGUAUUGUGUGUUCUGUGACUGAGAUUUGAGACAACCACCCAGGAGAAAGUGCAUGGACCAAAAUUCUUAAAGAAGUUUAAGAAAUUUUUUAAGACUUUAAGAUUUAUGAUCUGAACUCUGCAUUAGUGCUCCUAAGAAGUGGAUGUUGAAGAAAAAUUGAAGAUUUGUGAUUAAGUGAUUAACGGAAAGAUUUAAAGUGAAAGUUAUGACGACCCUUACCCACCCUCACUAUGGAUUUCCACUAUCAAUGGGCUUGGACAUGCCAACACCGGGUGACUUUGCACCAACAUCAAACCACAGUCCGACGGAUAUGAAGCCACGUUUGAGCUUUCCACCCACAUCGGCCAGCCUCACCGUCGGGCAGCAGCAAAUUCAGACAUCAGUUAGCCAAUCAAGUGCUCCAUCUCAGGGCAAUGUGACAACAUCCCCAGGCCAGGAUGGGCACAUUAAGCGCCCCAUGAAUGCCUUUAUGGUGUGGUCGCGUAUGAAGAGGCGUCAAAUUGCCAAGGAUAACCCGAAGAUGCACAAUUCGGAGAUCUCAAAGCGCUUGGGGGCUGAGUGGAAGCUCCUUAAUGAAGCUGAAAAACGCCCCUUUAUUGAUGAGGCUAAACGCCUACGGGCGCAACAUAUGAAGGAGCACCCAGACUACAAGUACAGACCCCGCCGAAAGCCGAAGAAUCCCCUUGCAACGAAUGGAGCAUCAAACUUACCCCUUUCCAUGCAGGCACCUGGCAAGACACCCCUAGGUUCUGCUUACAAUCCCUUCCAUCAGCUACCACCAUACUUUGCUCCCAGCCCAUUGGAUCAUUCCACCUACCCUGUGCCAUACUUUGGAGGCUUUGACCCACUCACCCUCAGUAAGUUCCAUCAGAGUCAAGCAACAGCUCAACCCACCGUCUUGGAGGCCCAAAAAGCACCCCAGAUGCCCGCUACGAGUCUCGGCUCCUUCUAUUCGGGCAUCUACACGGGAAUUUCAGCAGCACCUGCCCUGUAUGCAGCUCACUCCGCCACCAAUGCCUACACAUCAUCAGUUAGCUCCACGUCACCAAGCUCGAGCCCCGGCACCACAACAUCCCCCAUGGACAUCGUUGACACCCUCAGGAGGCCUGUUCCUGUAAUCUACUAAGCAGGCAGCAGAGCAUUUUCACACACUCCAAGGGGAUGCUAAGCCCCGCACCAGCAGACUGGACAGAGCACGCGUAGCUCCUAAAUUUUCAUCCUAGGGCGUGUAUCUACCCCCCUAGAUUCGUUCAAGUGUAUUUAAUAGCACGUAGUUAGGAUACAUAACUUUCUUAAUUAAUAUUAUUAUGAAAAACCUUUGUGUUAUAUGUUUAAUUUUCACCCAGACUCACACCCCCAUAAACCACCCUCUAUGUAAAUACCUCUUUUAUGGGGAUGAGCCAUCUAUACUAGUGUGUAGCGAAACCAGGAAUAUAGACGUUGUUUUCUACUUCAAAUGUACAGUAUUUUUAAAAAUAUUCUUACCCCAUAAAAUUAAUGUAAAGAACUUCUAAUUAUUUGUCAAAACCCUUUGAGUUUAGCUUUAUUUGUUGGAGGAUGGUCAAACUGAGGCCAAUGUAGUGUUUAAGAAAGAAUAAAAAAAUAAAAGAAACCAAUGUUGCGGAGUGACAAGUAAAUGAAAAUAAAUUAAGUAUA